Athalia rosae (coleseed sawfly) is the source of this 2276-nucleotide messenger RNA. Its product is annotated as carcinine transporter-like. Gene Ontology annotation, molecular function: transmembrane transporter activity. Gene Ontology annotation, biological process: transmembrane transport. Lineage: Eukaryota; Metazoa; Arthropoda; Insecta; Hymenoptera; Athaliidae. The transcript is spliced from 9 exons. Gene Ontology annotation, cellular component: membrane. The record is from RefSeq and is a predicted model, not a curated record. Bases 400 to 2142 code for a protein of 580 amino acids.
UACUUCGGACGCUCCAUUCAGUCGCAAGUUAUUCGAUGAGGUUUUUUUCGUCAGCGGACAUAGAGCUAACGUCCUUGUGAAGUAACUCACGUUACAUUAUUCUUGCAUAUGGAGUCUUUGUCGUUGUUGUCGGUCCUUCGUCACAGAGUCACUGUUCCCAUCGGGAGAAAUUCGGGCACGAACAAGAAAAAAUUCGUGAACAAGAUUCCGAGGGAAUUCGAUAGAUUUGAUUAUUAUUCGGUUGUGAACGUCGACCGCGGAUAGAGGCGAUUCGAGGGCGUUCGAAAAUCUCCCACGGUAUCUCGCUGGCAUCGGGUGAGAUUAAAUCCAACGAAUAAUCUGAUCGCAAGAGUGAACCGAAUACUUUUUCACGCGUUCUACUAAGAAGAUCGAGACAACAUGACGUUGUCAGAGGGCACGAGAAGGACCGAAGAGGGUAAAACGGCAAAGAAAAUAGAAACCUUCGACGAUAUUCUUCCCUACAUUGGGGGCGCUGGACGGUAUCAGUGGUACCUUUUCGUUUUGCUUUUACCGUUCGCCUUCGGCUACGCGUUUCUUUACUUCGGUCAUUUCUUUCUCGUACUAACGCCGAACGAAUAUUGGUGCACGGUACCGGAACUCGACGACCUCACUAUUGACCAGAGGAUAGCUCUUUCGAUUCCGCCUGCUACCGCCGAUGAGUUGAAGAGCGAAGGUGCCACGUCCUACUCGCGAUGUCAGAUGUACGACGUAAACUAUACCGAAAUUCUAGCGUCUGGUGUAAAUAUUUCCGAUCCGACAUGGCCGAUAACGGCGUGUCGCAACGGAUGGACCUUCGAUUACACUACGAUUCCUUACGUUUCCAUUGCGGCUGAGCUCGGAUGGGUCUGCGAGAAGGAAUACUAUUCGUCGGUCGCGCAAUCUAUAUUUUUCAUCGGUAGUAUACUCGGUGGUUUUAUUUUUGGCUACAUAGCUGACCACUACGGUCGUGUACCUGCCCUCGUUGCUUGUAACGCCGUUGGAUUUUUCGCUUCGAUCGGAACCGCCUUCUGCAACAACUAUUGGACGUUUUGUCUGUCUAGAUUUAUUUUAGGAACCGCAUUCGACAACUGCUUCAACCUCAUUUUCAUACUCGUGAUCGAGUAUGUAGGUCCCGAACAUCGUACGUUUAUGGCGAACAUGUCGUUUGGCAUAUACUUCGCGGGAUCGGCCAGCCUCCUACCCUGGUUCGCGUAUUACAUCGCCGAUUGGAGAACUUUGAGCCUACUUACCGCUACGCCUAUGGCUAUAGCAUUUAUCGGGCCUUGGAUAGUUCCAGAAAGUGCGAGAUGGUAUAUUUCGACCGGAAAUAUUCCCAAGGCUGUUGAAAUGGUAAAAAAAUUCGAAAAAGUCAACAAAAAAACGGUGAGCAAAGAAAUCUAUGAGGAAUUCGAGCAGAGUUGUAACGCGGCAGCUAAACUGGAAGGAUCGCAGAAUUACACCGUUUUGGAUCUCUUCAAAAAAUUCCGUCUAGCUUAUAUUACGGUCAUGCUGGUUAUCUACUGGCUCCUCAUCUUAAUCGUAUACGACGGUCACGUUUGGAAUAUGAAAUCUUUAGAUCCGGAUGUCUUUACGUCGUUUUCCUUGGGCGCUCUAACCGAACUUCCAGCUGCGAUUUUGCUCACUUUAUUUCUCGAUAAAUGGGGGCGUCGGUGGAUGGGCUUUAUUUCCAUGAUGAUCUGCGGAGUGUUUUCUUUCAUUACACUAUUCAUGCCUUCCGGCGCUGCUACGGUCACAACUGGAAUUAUCGCACGCUUCGGUGUCAACAUAGCUGGAAAUAUUGGGUUUCAAUAUGCGGCAGAAAUGCUACCCACGGUCGUCAGGGGACAGGGAGUAUCUCUCAUCCACAUCGUUGGAUACAUCGCCCAUAUUAUCGGACCCUAUGUCGUUUAUUUGUCUGACGUGGCAGCUUCGUUGCCACUUAUCGUACUCGGGUUGCUUUCCGUUAUUGUGGCUGUUCAGGCUUUAUUUAUGCCUGAAACGUUGGGACAAGAUCUUCCCCAAACUUUGGAAGAUGGAAACAAUUUUGGUAGAGAACAGAGAUUCUGGUGGAUACCAUGCAUAUCUAGCUCCCACGAGAAAAAAAAGGAAUUCAGACAAACGGUCUCAUCGAUUACUUCAUAGAGAUUCGACACCUUGGGAUUGCGAUAUCUCGUGAUUGUUACUCCAUCAACGAUAGCUGUCUGAAAUCACGCAUAUCUAUGAGAUCAAAAAUUAUUUUAAAAAAUCUGACUGAAUUAAAACCCGAUUCAUCUAUA